Prorocentrum cordatum is the source of this 759-nucleotide messenger RNA. The record is from the annotation of a GenBank genome assembly. NCBI's taxonomy places the organism in Eukaryota, Dinophyceae, Prorocentrales, Prorocentraceae.
AUGGCCGCCUGGCGCAGUACGAUGGGCAUUGUGGUUUUUGAGGUUGACGACACACUGUCUGGAUACAACGAGAAGCACAUUGACAAUAUCAAUCAGCUCAAGGGCAUGAUCAAGCGUUUGCCUCAAAAGAAGGAUGUCAGUUUUCGCAUCGACAUGGGGCGCUAUAUCAACGAGAAGCUCGACCCGAUAGAGCUGAAGCGGGGCCAGACGAGGCUACAACUGCUUCACUGUUACAGUGCCUUCUGUAGUGCCGCGAUGCAGGAUAUUUCCGACACCAACUCCGCAGUUCGACGUCUCCAGGCGGCUGCAGAUCUUGGUCUGCGUAUCGUGCCAGUCCCGCCGGGCGCGGCCAGAGUUGCCAGUGUCAGCGACGGCAGUUUCGUCGCGGACAGGGAGACGGGAGCGAGGCAGCGGCCGGCGCGCCGUUGCCAGGGCAGCCGCGCCCGGCGAGCGAUGCCGCUGGGGCUCCGGCUCUGCCUUCUGGCGCCGCUGGCGGACGACGCGGGCGGGAAGAAUAUCGGGAGCCUUGAGACGGGGGUCAGCCAGAGCGCCGACCUGUGCCACCUCCUGGUGCUGGCCCACUCCUUGGAGGUCGCAGACUACGUGUCCGAGGAGUAUUUUCCGGGGCUGCACCUGCUGGACGUGGGGCAGGGCGAGGUCCGCGUCUACAAAGAUUGCCAGAGGCCCAAGGAGGGGGCUUCGCCCAUCGCCGUCCGCGCGGACUGGGAGACGAUGUCCGCGGCGCGCAGAGCCUUCGAG